AUGGGGUCCCGGGCAAUAGGGGAUCAUGGGGCCCCUGUGUCCUUGCCCAAACUCAAAAAAGCCUAUGAAAAAGGUACCAGGGGCAUCUCAUGGGGCCCCCUACUGACCUCGGGCAUCAAAUUUGCUAGCAAGUUCAAAGGCACGUUGCAAGUGACUACAAACCAGGGGCGGACUGACAACUCAUGGGGUCCCCAGGAAAUAGGGGAUAAUGGGGCCCCUGUGUCCUUGCCCAAACUCAAAAAAGCCUAUGAAAAAGGUACCACCAGGGGCAUCUCAUGGGGCCCCCUGCUGACCCCGGGCCCUCGGGCAGUGCACGAGUUUCCAAAUGGUCAGUCCGCCCCU
This is a messenger RNA of Staurois parvus, 342 nucleotides long. The record is from the annotation of a GenBank genome assembly. NCBI's taxonomy places the organism in Eukaryota, Metazoa, Chordata, Amphibia, Anura, Ranidae.